AUGAAACUCACCACCACCCUCCUGCUCAGUUCCACCAUCGCCCUCGCCACAGCAAACACCUCCUCCAGCUUCCAAUGGCAAGCACUAACCGACGAGCCCCAAUUCAAAUAUGAUCCAAACACAAUCUCCCCCUGCGUCCUGUGGUACAACAACAUCGGCAUAGAGUCCUGCGAAUACACCCGCUCCGGGUUCGACAUUUCUCCCGAGGACUUUCACAAGUGGAAUCCUUCCGUCGGCUUAGACUGCAAGCCGUGGAACGUCGGGUCCUACUGCAUCGUCAGCGAGGGGAAACUGGCUAGUUUUAAGGCUACCGCCUCUAAAGCAGCAUCUACCAGCUCCAAGUCUGCUGCAGAGACUGCUAGCUCCAAGACUGGUCCCAUCACCACCAGCUCUAAAACUCCUGCUGUUACGACAACCACUGCUACUUCCAUCACCACUUCUAAGCAAUCUUCAGGGGCAGUAAGAAACCGCGGCGUGUUUAUUUAG
Molecule: messenger RNA, 486 nt
Organism: Trichoderma breve
Lineage: Eukaryota; Fungi; Ascomycota; Sordariomycetes; Hypocreales; Hypocreaceae
Exons: 1
Coding region: 1-486 (161 amino acids)
Source: RefSeq, a predicted model, not a curated record